Molecule: messenger RNA, 6367 nt
Organism: Fopius arisanus
Lineage: Eukaryota; Metazoa; Arthropoda; Insecta; Hymenoptera; Braconidae
Gene: MESR4
Product: misexpression suppressor of ras 4
Exons: 2
Coding region: 195-5462 (1755 amino acids)
Biological process (GO): regulation of transcription by RNA polymerase II
Cellular component (GO): chromatin; transcription regulator complex; nucleus
Molecular function (GO): RNA polymerase II cis-regulatory region sequence-specific DNA binding; DNA-binding transcription factor activity, RNA polymerase II-specific
Source: RefSeq, a predicted model, not a curated record
UCGGCGCGUAGCGCGACGAAGCAGUCGCCAGGGAUAAUCCGGGACGGUCUAAUCGUACCUCAAACGUGCACGAUUCACCACCAAAAGAUCACCCCCGGGUUAAUAACCACCGUGAACAAUAAUCCUCCACCAAAUUCCCGCGAAUUGCCACGAGACCCAGAGAUACUCAAAAAGUCCCUGGAUCGCCGUCUAUUAUGGAAGAUGACGACGGAGAGGGUUCAAAUACAGAGUCCCAAGUGCUAACAGACAGUGAAUCAUUAAAAAUUCAUCGCAAUUUUUCACCGUCAUUCUACGAUGAGAAAGAGGAAGAAGAGAAAGGUGUAGAAUGUGACGAUGAUGAUGAUGAAGAGGAAGAGGAAAUAUAUCCGGAGAAUUUUCCAACGCGUUUGCCAAAUCCAGUGUCUCAUCCAGUAUUUAAGGGCUUUAAGAAGCGAAUUCUGGAGAGUCCAGAGCCAUCGUCGGAGCCACCGAGUGAUGAUUCGAGGGGUCAUAACUCGAGGAGAGGAAAAAUAACGGAGUACGCUCAGUAUUUGGGUUUACAGCCAGCAGCUAAGUACACUAAAUGCUCAAAAUGCACGAAUCAUCGAAAUCAGGGGAGAGACGAGUGUUCGUGUCAGGCACCGGUGUCAUUAACAAUACCCGAGACCCCACCAGCCCCACCACCCAGUGAAAAUAUCCCCAGUACCUCCAAAUUAGCGAAUAAUUUCCGAAUAACGAGAAAAGUGUAUCUCUGCGCAGCUUGUGGAACUUACUUUGAGAAUUGGAAUUUAUUUCUCCACAUGAGGGAAAUACACAAGCGUCACAUCUGCCUAUUCUGCUUGGGUAUGUUUGGACAGGCUGAGAGACUGUCCCAUCAUCUCGAGAACAAGCACAAUGUCACUGAAACACCAUUUACAUCUGUUGAGGAUUUUUAUAAUGCCUUCAAGGGCUCGUGCUAUCUCAUAUGCUGCUCAUGUGAAAAAGUAUUCUCGGAGACAGAUAAUUUUUACAAUCAUUAUUGUCCAUCGCCGAGUGAGGAUACGUCACUGGAGGAGGAGGAGGUGUGUUCUGUUUGUCGACAGAGUGGUCAGCACACACCGGGAUGUCAACGACAGGUGGAAAAUACUCCUGUCAAGACUGGGGGGAAGAGCACCAAGGGAAUUAUCCCCAGGACUAAGAACAAUCGAAUUAAGAGGAGUGAGAAACACAUGCUGACGUCCUAUCAGAAAAAACUAACUCAACUCUACGAGAGGAAGAUGACCAUGAGGACAGAGAGGAUGUCUCGGGACUCGGCCCCCAGUGAAUCGAAAAUUCCCAGUGAUUGUUGUACUCCAGAGGUGGCCCAGAGCGUUGAGAAACCUGUGGAGGAGAAUUUACCGAAGGACACUGUCUCUGAGACCAUCAGUGAGGUUUCCACGGCUAUUGAGGAGACUGCCGAGACCUUGAGGCCUUCUCCAGAGGUUGCUGUUGUGUCUGGAGAUAAAUUAGAGGAUGCUGAUGGUGAUAAUCGAGGGGACACUAGGACCAGUCGGGACACCGUGACGGAGACGAUAAUGAGGGUCUCGAGGCUUGAUAAUUCUGACAGUUCUGAGCAAUUGGGUGUGGAGAACGUGAGUGAAUGUGAGAGAUUGACAGAGCAAGUGGUUGAGGAUUAUAAUGAGGCUGAGGCACCACAGGACAACGACAAGAGAGAGGACUCAUCCUCGGAGGCUGACGACUACAAUUACGAUGAGAGUUUGAAGAAGCUGGAGUCAACCCCAAUGUCAGUCAGCCGAGUUAAUAGGACCAAAGGUAGUCUGGUGAUUAAAAUUUGUACAAAUAAAAAUUCCUACUCUGUGAGCACUCCAAAUAUGAAUGGAGUUGACGAAUCAGAGGACAACAACAACGAGAGUGACUCGGACAACGACAGGUUGACAGUUGCUCUCGAGGAGAGCCAGAGGCUCGAACCUCCAGAGGAUUCAGGUGAUAAAAGUCCAUUGAGAGAACCAGAGGCUGACAAUUCUGGGAUAGCUACCACCACUGAAACUCCAGAAAAUGACGAUGAAAAAUUCACCAGCCCUGAACAAUCCAGUGGAGAUAAUAUCCAACUGGCUGGUGAGGAUGUACCUCCAAUCGAUUUAAAUGUCAAUGGCCUCCUGGAGAGUGUGCAAGUGGUGGAGUUGUUGAAGGGCUGCAUCGAGGCUGCCAGUUCCACGUGCGUCUACUGCAAUCAUGCAAGACAUAUCGCUGUCAAUGGCAGGCAACUGGCCCUCCACAUGCUAGCAGAGCACAGAUUUCAGCCUCAGCAUCCAGCAAUAAUAAUUCAACCAGAGCAAUUCGUAAAUAGGAUGAAAAAAUCACUCGAUGAUCUCGACGGCCACUACCUCAAUGCUGACAGCUACGACAGCCAAAUUGGCACUUACAAUGUACCCACAAUUCGCACGUACGAGUGCUUCAAUUGUCGUGUUGUCUCUCAUAUCCACAAGGACCUCUACCUCCACAAUCGCAAGAUGCAUCAGAAGGCAAUACUCAUAUGUAUCAUGUGUAAAUCAACAUUUUACAAUUACAGUGAGUUACUGUGUCACCUGUGCCCGGGAAUUUACUCAACAACCGAGACAGAUAUGUCCACCCAAUCCCUGACAUCCUCAAUAGCAAAUCCAAGUAUUAAGUAUCGAUGCUGUAUAUGCACGACAGAUCCUCUCCCAUCGGCAUUCAGACUGAUGGUACAUUUGAGAAAACGUCAUCACGCCUGUGAUGUUUGUCUGGAGCUCAAUGGAAAUCAGCAGAAAUUAUCGAAUCACGUGUGGAAGCACAAGCUCCAGCAUCUCUGCUACAGGUGUGGCAUUGCUUACAGAAAUAAACCAGAUAUCACGAAGCACUUGUUCUGGAAGCAUGGGACUGAGAGUGUUCUCUGCAAGAAGUGCCUCCAGAAGAAGUGGCCACACAUCUAUCACUUUUGCAUUCCACCCAGUGCUUUUGUAUGUGAAGAAUGCAAUUUGAGUUUCUCCAGGGCUGUUGCUUUGAAGGUUCACAAGAGGCUGCACUCCAAGGAGGAGCCGUACGGUUGUGAGGACUGCAAGGAGAGGUUUAUCUCCAGAAAGUUGUUGGCGAGGCACGAGGUGGAGGUACACAGGCCACCAGAGCCACAAGAAAAUUUACAGAGCCAGGGUAAUGAUUGUGGAGGUAAUGGGGAGCCGAAUGGAAUGGAGGAAUCACCAGAGAAUCUUCAGAAGCCUAUCGAGGGAUCAGGAGACGAGAUUCAGGCAUUAGCUGGACAGAGUCAUGCUCCAGGUGUCAGUCCAACAGGGGUAUCAGAGAGUCAGGUCGAGCCUCAGAAGGCCAUUGAGAGUGUUCGAAAGGUCGUGGAUGUUUACGAUCUUCCACCCCUCAAUUUAUCAUCAGACAGUGAUUCUGAUGAUGAGGAUAACGCAAAAUCGUCUGUGGGGAAGACUGAGGAUGAAAAAGAGGAGAGGAAGGAGGAGAUGGAUGAGAAAGAUUCACCUGGGGAUCAGAGUGAUUUUAAACAUGGGGAAAAUGAGGAACCCGCUCCUGUUGAUGAUCCAGUGUCUGUCAACACUGGAUCAGAGCCGAUCGAUGAACAUCAGGAGCAACAGGUGGACAUAAUGAAUGGUAUCUGGGAUAAUUUCAAGUCCUAUGCCACGACAACAGAGACCAAUCUCGAGGAAUUAGCUAAGAGUGAGGAGAAGAUUAUCGAGGCGAAGCAGAGAGAACUCCUGGGGAUAAUAACGGCUGAUCACGAUUACUGUGUUGUCUAUGGGGAUUCGAAAAUGGAGGAGGAGCCGGAGGUAACGGAUAAUUCAGCGAAACCAGUGGAUCUAGGGGAGAAUGGAGUGAAUUUAACUGAAGGUGUCAAUGAAAAUGAUCAGGCAUUUCUCACUGAAGUAACUAUCAACGAAGUCAAUGAGGUAUCGAUACCAGUGGUCGAGAGUGAAGUCGAGAGCAAGGAUAAAUCCCCGAAGAAAAAAACAAACACCAACUCGUCGUCGAGUGAUUCAUCGAGUGACUCAGACUCGAGCAGUUGUUCAUGCGGUACCAAUUGCAGCUGCAGCAGUUCCUCAUCGGACUCAUCCUCAUCCUCGAGCAGUUCAUCGGACUCUGACAGCUCAGGGUCUGAAUCCUCACCCAAGAAACAGCCAGAGACACGAAAGAGGGAGAGAAAGAGGGGCAAGAGCCAGCAUAAACGCACAAAAGAGAGUGUUGAGAAGGAAGAGAUUGUCAACGAGGUGAAUCCAAUCGAGGAGAUGAUAAAUGUUCACACGAUUGAAGAGCCAGUGGAUGUUCAGGAGCAGUCGGAAGCCCCAGGUUAUCCAGUGGCUGUUCCACCUGUGGAUAAACCAAAUGUGAUGAGGGAAUCAGAUCUGGAGACAGAUGAGACUGAAACAGACGAGGAUUUUUACGACGAGCAUCCACAGGAGUUGGCGAAUAAAUUACUGGCUGAGAAGAGAAAUCAACUGAUGCUUCUGGCAAGUGUUGCUACACCAGAGUCAUCAGCAUCAACGACCCUGAGAAAUGGAAGCCUUGACGACGCUCUGGACCUUCAGAGUCAGACGAGUGGCAAAAAGAAGAUCAAAGUGAAGAAGAGGAAGAAAACAGAGAGCAGGAGAGGUGCGAGGGGUGCGAGAGGCGCACGAGGUACAAGGGGAAGACGACAGAAAUAUCCAGGUGUAACAGCUGGUGAACCUCCCAUUAAGAUAAACAUUCCAAAGCCAAUGAAUCGUCAGAAACAUUCGAAAAUACGUCUCUCGUCUAUGGUACCGCCGGUUAAUCCAGUACAAUCGGAAUAUUCCGUGAAUAAUUCAACGGGACCGAGUCAGGCAUCUGGCUACUCAGGUGCAUCGGGUGCAUCUGGAACUGAAACACCUGGCAGCGAGAGCAAGAGAUCAUCGAAGAGAAAGCGUAUCCCAAAAAAAUUCUAUGGUGAUUCGAGUGAUGAUGAGCAGCACAAUCAGUAUCCAAAGUGGAGGAGAAUAGAUAGCAAUUCUGGUGUGAUGCAGGGGACUCAGGGACAUCAGUAUGUGCCAACAAUAACGAUCAAGCAAAAUUUUGGCCCACCACUUCAAUCAAAAUGGUAUAAUGCUGAACAGCAGGCAAAUUUAGUGGUUUAUAACAAUGAAUCAGCACCCAGUACACUUGGUGCAUCUGUCACAGAUACUGAAGGGGGUGUCGACACCAGUAGCGAUUCCAGUGGAUCUGAGGGUGAACCGGAGAUUGUCCAAUCAUCCAAUGAUGGUGGCAACGUCAAGGGAGAGGAGAAUAUCACGAUACCUGGACCAGCUGUUGGUGAUAAAAAGCAUCUUUACUGCUACUGUCAGUGUCCCUAUGACGAAGUCUCGGAAAUGAUUGCCUGUGAUGGUGAUCAUUGUAAAAUUGAGUGGUUUCACUUUGAGUGCGUUGGUAUUAUGGUACCACCUAAGGGCAAGUGGUACUGCCCUGAAUGUCGUAAGGAGGAUCCUACACUUAAAAAUGACGAUUUCAUUGACUGAUGUUUAACCAUCGUUUAAGUAAAUUUAAUAAUCCACCAUUUUUUUUUCCUCGUUGAUCCACGUUUUGUUUCACUAUUCAUGAUGAUUCACCAAUGCGCGUAUUUUUUUUUUUUUUUUUUCUCUUAGUUGAACAAAUUUCAUUUGAACGAUUCCAUUUUUUCAUCGUACUAAAUAUACAUAUGUAUAUCUCUCAAAUCAGAAUAUUUGUAUAUACGUGUAAAUAUUAAUGAUUGUAGAAUUUACUAUGCCAAGAUUUGAGACGAGUUUUUAGUUUUAUUCUCAUGUAUAAAAGAAAAUAUGAAUAACGAAAUGAAAGAAAUGGAUAGAAAAAUGCUUUUUCGUUUGUACUUGUUCUUAUUUUUUCUUGGAAAUUGUAUUAACAUUGACCCUCGAUUGAACUUGCAUUUAUAUAUUUUAGAUCACUCGAUAUUUCUCUUUUUGUUUUUUUUUUUCCAUUGGCACUGUGUUACAUACUAUCUACACUGCUGGCAGUGUUAUCAUUUCUCUCAUUAACUCAAUUUCGUACUCCAGCACAAUUUCACGUUUAUUCUUAUCACUCGAUUUUUAUUUCGUGAAUGGAAUAAAAUUGUGACAUCAAUUCGUCGGUAAUUUGAAGGAUCCUAGUACCUAUUUAAAUUUUAAACAAUUAUAAACAGUAAAAUUUAUAAUGACAUUAGGUUUUAUUAUCCUCGAAUUUGUAAUAAAGGUGUAAGAUACAGUAAUACAGAAAGUAAAAAAAUUUCUCAUACAAGAGGGUGACAUAUAUUCCUGAUAUCAGAAAUUUUUUCACCCCUCCAAAGGUUUCUUUUACAUUUUUCUCCUAUCGAACUCACAAUUGUACAUUUCUAGAGACGCAAUACAUAUAAAAAAUAUAUAAUAGCAAGCCUGUGAAAAUUCUACAAAAA